AUGUCUGUCGGUUCGUCGCUGAGCGGAUUCAUCGUCGGGUACGACGCGUCGGGCAAUACCGUGACGUACGCCAACACCGCGCUCCGGGUGGUGGUGGCGGCGAGCGCUGGCAUCGGUUCCUCUGCUGCCGGCGACGUGCGGUUGGAUGCCGCCACGACGCAGUUGCCCGACGUGGCGCUGCUGGUGGAAGAGCAGCGCGAGAACGAGCCACUUCCGACGGUGGCCUACGUUGUAGAAGUGGUGCGCGCCCCGGGCUCAUCCGGCUUGCCAGUUGCGAGUCUGAGCGGGCGUGUGGCGUUGACAACCUGUGCUGUCGGGUACGGCAAAGAGACGACACUGCUGGCUGGACAUGGGGCGACCUUGUACACGCUCUGCCGUGAGUGUCCGGCGAGCUCUCACUCUGACGUUGUCGGGUUUGUGCCUUGCGUACCGAUCAAGGAGUGCGGGAUCAACUCUGUAGAUGUGUCAUCGGCGCUGGACGCGGUUCCAGAGUGCAUGUGCGACACAGGCUUUAUGCUCGUGGGCAUCAAUCCUGAAGCAAGCUACGUGGUCGAGUGUGCCCCGUGUCCAAGUGGCGCGGUGUGCAAGCGCGGACGAGAUCCGCCUCUGGCAGCGCCAGGGUAUUAUGGAGAGUCCAACUCGUCGUUUGUGCAAUGCCGGAGGGCGAGCGGAUGCCCGGGUGGCGCGGCGCGGAGCUGUGCCAAGGGCUACGUGGGAUAUAUGUGCAACGUGUGCGAUGUCGGAUACUACUCGAAUGCCAAUCAAGAAUGCGUCGUGUGCCCACCCGAGUCGCAGGGUGCGCUUGCCGGCGGAAUGGCGAUUCUAGCAGCGAUUGGUGCCGGUGCCGGAGUUGUUGUUGUGCUCUCGGUGGCCAAGGCGCGCAAGGGCAUGGCUGGCGGAGGUAGUCUCCGCAAGCGGACAAUGCCGGCUUCGCUGUCGAUGAUCUUGGUUGCGUUCCAGGUUGUGGGAAUUUUGGGCGACAUCGACUUGUCAUGGUCGGGGCAAGCGCGCGGCGCACUGCGGUCUUUCAACAUCGCCAACGUCGAUGUCAAUCUGUUUGCGUCCGAGUGCUCGCUGACCUCGUUCCACUACAAGUAUGCGGUGUCGGUCUCGCUGCCGCUUGUGGUGUUCCUUGGCGCGGUAGCAAUUGCCACCACGCUACGCUUCUCGGCGAUGCGGGCCAAGCUGUCUGGAGUGACGAUGGGCGUGCUUGUGGAUGCUGCGGUGUUCUCGAUUGCGCCACUGGUGUAUAUUCCGAUGGCGCGGGCGACGUUUGUGCUCUUUGAUUGUACUCGGCUCCCGAACGGAGACUGGGUCCUUGAUGCCGAUCCAGGCGUGGGCUGCUUUGAUGAGGCUUGGUGGAGCGUGUUCCCGGUAGGCAUUGGCGGGCUGGCCACGUAUGUUAUCGGCGUGCCGGCGUACUCGAUGCUCGCGCUGAUGCGGUCGCAGCACCAGUUGUUGGAACCUGCCACGUUUGCGCGAUACGGCGAGCUGUACAAGCUCUACCGAGUCCCGUUUUACUGGGGCGGGGUGGCAGAUCUGGGCAAGCGGCUUGCAAUUGUGUGUACAGCCGUGUUUGUGUCUGACAGGCAGAUUCCACAGAUCGGGGUGCUGCUAACCAUCCUGCUCUCAGCCUCGUGGGCCGUGCUCUCGUUCAAGCCGUACUACUAUCCACUGUACAAUCGGCUCGACUUCCAGCUCACAGUGGUUCUUGUGGUCAUCUUGCUCCUGGGCGCGGCGUCACACGCGGAUCCGGAGGCUGCAGACACGCUGUUUGUGCCCGUGGUCCUCAUGCUCGUCAUCCUGUGCUUCAUUGGCGCGCGCGCGCUCUUUACCGACCUCCUCCAGAUAGUGCGCUCGCGGCGCAACAGAUACUCGCCGGCGCAUGAUCGGGCCCGCCGGCUGGCGCGGCAGCUUGAGCGCGAAGUGCCGGAUAUGGCGCCCGAGCUGGGCGAGGCCGUCGCCGCUGUCGCCGUCCGCCUCGGCGAGGGCGAAGGCGAGUGGAGCUCGGACGGCGGGAUGGCGCUGACCACCGUCGCCCUGGGCUCCUCGAACUCGUCCGAGGCUGGACCCGGAUCUGCGCUCGUCGACGUGAGUUUGAGCGUGAGCUCGGAUUCCAGUUCGGGUUUGGAAUCGAGACGGAGCUCUCGCAGGUCGGCCCUCAGCUCAUCGUCCAGCCGCUCGUCGUCGUGGAAGGCAUCGAACCCGAGCUCUGCGCACUCGUCGAGCCGGCGGACGCAUCCUUCGCUCCCACUGGUGGGUGUGGUCCAGGCCAAGCCGCUGAGCAGUAGGCAACCAUCGCGCCGCAACCGUCCAAGCCUCUCUGGACGGCGGCGAUCUUCGGCGGUCUGGCCGCAGUCGGGAGGCCGCCAAGGUCGCGACGAGCCGUGA
Messenger RNA from Thecamonas trahens ATCC 50062, 2391 nucleotides. RefSeq lists its product as uncharacterized. The transcript has a single exon. The coding region runs from base 1 to 2391 and encodes 796 amino acids. Lineage: Eukaryota; Apusomonadida; Apusomonadidae. The record is from RefSeq and is a predicted model, not a curated record.